GUCAUGUGAUCAGCUGUGUCCAAUCACAGCUGAUCGCAUGGAACAUGUACACUGAUCAUCAGGGCACUGAUGAUCAGUGUGCCCUGAUGAUCAGUGUAGCCCCAGCAGUGCCAGCUGUCAGUGCUCAUCAAUGCCACCUGCCAGUGCCCAUCAGUGCCAUAUAUUAGUGCCUACCAGUGCACAUCAAUGCCACAUAUCAGUGCCCAUCUGAGCUGCCUUUCAGUGCCACCUAUCAGUGCAAAUCAGUGCCACCUAUCAAUGCAGUCAGUGCCACCUAUCAGUGCGCCAAUCAGUGCCAGUCAGAGCCACCUAUCAGUG
Messenger RNA from Staurois parvus, 318 nucleotides. The record is from the annotation of a GenBank genome assembly. Lineage: Eukaryota; Metazoa; Chordata; Amphibia; Anura; Ranidae.